Molecule: messenger RNA, 2968 nt
Organism: Cuscuta campestris
Lineage: Eukaryota; Viridiplantae; Streptophyta; Magnoliopsida; Solanales; Convolvulaceae
Source: the annotation of a GenBank genome assembly
UAAAAAAGAGAAUAUCGACUGGGGAUGAAUGUCCCGUUUAACAAAACUUUUUGCUGCUUCGUCUUAAAAAAAAUGUGAUUCCUAGAAGUGAACGAAAAUUCAAUCUGUUUUUCUUUUGUCUGAAGAAAAAGUUUUGUUAGAGGGCGGGAUGGGGCAACUAUUGCCUUUAAAUACAGUGUUGUAAUAUGGAAGAAUUUGCAGAGCUGAAAGAAGCUGUGGAGAAGGUGGCGCUGGUGGAUGCUCACGCCCACAACAUCGUUUCACUCCACUCUAAUACCCACUUCCUCAGUUGCUUCUCCGAAGCCACCGGCGCCGCCUUAUCCUCCGCCGCCCACACCAUCAAUUUCAAGAGAAGCCUGAGAGAAAUUGCUGAAUUAUAUGGCUCAAACACAUCUCUACAUGCUGUUCAAGAAUAUCGCCUCUGCCAUACAUUGGAAGAGAUCACUGCCCAGUGCUUCAAAGCUGCAGGAAUUUCUGUCUUGCUCAUCGACGAUGGGCUCGAGCUGGACGAGAUGAAGGAUCUCGAGUGGCACAAGAAUUUUGUGCCGAAUGUUGGUAGAAUACUAAGGAUUGAGCAUUUGGCUGAGAAAAUUCUUGACGAGGGAAACUUAGAUAAGAUAACGUGGACGCUGGCUUCAUUCAUGGAGGCUUUUAUUGAGAGAUUGAAAUCAUAUCCUUUGAGCACAUUUCUUUGUAUGUUCUUCUUGCAAGAUUUGGAACUCCAUCCUAGAAGUUCAAUAUUAAAAAUGUUGUCAUUUUGUUUUGAUACAUCCAUGGAUAAAGUUGUGGCAUUUAAAAGCAUAGCUGCAUAUCGGAGUGGUCUUGCAAUUAAUACAGAUGUUACUAUGAAGGAGGCCGAGGAGGGACUUAAGAAUGUCUUAUAUGCUGGCAGUCCGUUCCGCAUAACAGACAAGAAUUUCAUUGACUAUAUCUUCAUACAUGCAUUGGAGGUUGCUCAAGGUUUUGACUUGCCAAUUCAAAUACACUCAGGAUUUGGGGACAAAGAUUUGGAUUUGAGGCUGUCUAAUCCUCUCCAUCUUCGACAACUUCUAGAGGAUAAAAGGUUCAGCAAGUGUCGGAUAGUUCUUCUGCAUGCAUCAUACCCAUUCUCAAAGGAAGCGUCUUAUCUUGCUUCUAUCUACUCACAAGUAUACCUUGAUUUUGGAUUGGCAGUCCCUAAACUCAGCUUCCAUGGGAUGGUUUCAUCAAUUAAAGAACUUCUAGAGCUUGCUCCAAUGAACAAGGUGAUGUUCAGCACUGAUGGCGUUGCAUUCCCUGAAACUUUCUAUUUAGGUGCAAAGAAAGGUCGCGAAGUUGUGUACACUGUCCUACGUGACGCAUGUGCAGAUGGUGAUCUUUCACUCCCUGAAGCUUUUGCUGCAGUCAAAGACAUUUUUGCGGAGAAUGCAAAGAAAUUUUACAGUAUAAACACUGCACUCGAAUCUUUGGAUUUGAAAACUGGUCAAUCCCGUUCCUUUACAAAGACAGAUGCAAACGGUGAAACUCAUCAUGCCACACUUGUGCGCAUUAUUUGGGUAGAUGCUUCAGGACAGCAUAGAUGCCGUGUUGUUACACAGAAACGUUUUAACGAUUGCAUCCAAAAGAACGGUCUGGGUCUAGCAUGUGCUAUUAUGGGCAUGACCUCAUUCAGUGAUGGUCCCGCUGAUGGGAGUAAUCUCAGUGCUGUGGGCGAGAUCAGACUAAUACCAGAUUUGUCAACCAAGUGCAAAAUCCCAUGGGCAAAACAGCAAGAAAUGGUUUUGUCAGACAUGUGCAUUGCACCUGGAAAAGCAUGGGAAUAUUGCCCGAGAGACGCAUUGCGUCGAGUUUGCAGAGUUUUGAAAGAUGAAUUUGACUUGGUUAUGAAUGCAGGUUUUGAGAACGAAUUUUUUCUGCUAAAGAGUGUAGACAGGGAAGGAAAACAGGAAUGGUUACCAGUCGACCAAACUUCUUACUGUUCUACAGCCGCACUUGAUGCCGCGUCAUCUUUACUUGAAGAGAUUCUUUCUUCACUUCACUCCUUAAAUAUAACCGUGGAACAGAUACAUCCAGAAUCUGGGAAGGGUCAGUUUGAAAUCGUACUGGGAUACACAGAGUGUGGCCGUGCAGCAGAUAACUUAAUUUAUGCACGAGAAGUGAUACGAGCCAUUGCAAGAAAAUCCGGAUUGCUUGCAACUUUUGUGCCAAAGUUUGCAUUAGAUGACAUUGGUUCAGGCUCACAUGUGCAUCUCAGCUUGUCCAAGAACGGGGAAAAUGUGUUUAUGGACAAAGGCGGAUCUGCUCGGCAUGGAAUCUCUAAGGUUGGGGAAGAGUUCAUGGCUGGGGUGUUGCAUCAUCUUCCUUCAAUAAUGGCUUUCACGGCACCGAUCCCUAAUAGUUACGAUCGCAUACAACCAAAUACAUGGAGUGGGGCAUACCAGUGUUGGGGGAAACAAAACAGAGAAGCUCCAAUAAGAACGGCGGGUGCACCCAUAGUCCCAAAUGGUGUUGUUACCAACUUUGAGGUUAAGGUGUUUGACGGAUGUGCAAACCCAUACUUAGGUCUCGCUUCCAUUAUUGCUGCUGGGAUAGACGGUCUGCGCAGACAUUUACUCUUGCCCGAACCAGUUGACCAGAACCCAGAUGGCAUCAAAGCAAGUCUUCGACGAUUGCCAGAAUCUCUUUCGGAGUCUGUGGAAUCCCUUGAGAGAGACGAGGCAUUCAAGGAUUUGAUCAACGAAAAGCUUUUGAUUGCCAUAAGAGGAGUUCGUAAGGCUGAGAUCAAGUACUAUGACCAAAAUAAGGAUGCAUACAAGGAGCUGAUACACAAAUAUUAAUUCCCACACAAAUACUGUACCAAGUUGUAUAGAAAAAUGAAACACAUCAAUUUGGUCUCCUUCAUUAUGUUAUUAUGUUUCAAAAGUACUACUACGUAUCUUGUAACUCUGGUUGCUUAUAAUAAGGUAGAUAAUACGAAGUAAUCUUUUAG